Molecule: messenger RNA, 1329 nt
Organism: Opisthocomus hoazin
Lineage: Eukaryota; Metazoa; Chordata; Aves; Opisthocomiformes; Opisthocomidae
Source: RefSeq, a predicted model, not a curated record
AUGACUGCAAUGACUGUGUUUUUUCCGUUGGAUACAGCUAGGCUUCGACUUCAGGUUGAUGAGAAGCGGAAGUCUAAGACAACACCGGCAGUCCUACUGGAAAUAAUCAAAGAAGAAGGCCUGUUGGCACCAUAUCGAGGAUGGUUCCCUGUUAUCUCCAGCCUUUGCUGCUCCAAUUUUGUUUAUUUUUAUACAUUUAAUAGUCUUAAAGCUCUCUGGGUCAAAGGUCAGCAUUCAACCACUGGAAAAGACUUGGUUCUUGGGGUUGUUGCAGGUGUAGUGAAUGUCCUGUUGACCACUCCUCUUUGGGUAGUAAACACACGUCUGAAGCUGCAGGGAGCAAAAUUUAGAAAUGAAGACAUUGUACCAACCAAUUAUAAAGGCAUAAUAGAUGCCUUUCAUCAGAUAAUACGAGAUGAAGGAGUCUUGGCUUUAUGGAACGGUACUUUCCCCUCUUUGCUGUUGGUCUUCAAUCCUGCUAUACAGUUCAUGUUUUAUGAAGGCUUUAAACGGAAGCUGUUGAAAAAGCAGCUGCAACUCUCAUCUUUGGAUGCUUUUGUGAUUGGUGCAAUAGCCAAAGCAGUUGCCACCACCCUCACUUAUCCUCUGCAGACAGUACAGUCAAUUCUGCGGUUUGGACGCCACAGGCUGAACCCAGAGAACCGAACUCUAGGCAGUCUUAGAAAUGUUCUCUAUCUUCUGCAACAGAGAGUGAGGCGUUUUGGAUUAGUGGGACUCUACAAAGGCCUUGAAGCAAAGCUCCUGCAGACAGUCCUUACUGCUGCACUUAUGUUUCUAGUGUAUGAGAAACUGACUGCUGCAACUUUCACAGUCAUGGGAUUAAAGCAUCCACGCAGACAUUAAAAAAGAAACCUAUGCCAAAGAUUAUGGGGUCUAGAAAACACAUUCCAUUUUUGAGACCAGGCUGGGUAACAAAGGGUCCUCACUUUCUUUAUUUCUCUUUCUUUUUAGCCACUUCUGUCUCCAUUAUUUGGAGAAAUUUGUAAUACACUCUGUAGGACGUGUUGCCAUGAAUUCAGGGACAGCUCACUCGCUACUCUUCUGUGGACUCACUGUGUUAAGAAACAAAGCAGAGACCUUAUUUAAACACUUGAGAUGAAAUUUUAACUAUGAUAUGAUUUGGUUGACAUUCUUGUCAAGAAUGAGUGUCUCUCCCUCUACCUUCUUGUUUUCCCUCAAAUCAUCCUCAGCUGUUCUUCUAUCUUUACCUUGUGUCAGCAGCUAGUGGGGCUGGUCUCAUGUUAUUUUCCUUGACCUGUGUUUAUGUCACUUCAUGUUUGGUUCAUUAAAAUAAUUCAUAAAGAACAA